This is a messenger RNA of Monoraphidium neglectum, 2661 nucleotides long. RefSeq lists its product as hypothetical. The transcript is spliced from 2 exons. Bases 1 to 2661 code for a protein of 886 amino acids. The record is from RefSeq and is a predicted model, not a curated record. Lineage: Eukaryota; Viridiplantae; Chlorophyta; Chlorophyceae; Sphaeropleales; Selenastraceae.
AUGAUGGAUGCCGUCGCCUGCGGCGCCAGCGGACCCAGCGGCCAGCGCAUCACCAUCCCUUUGGACAGCACCGUCGCAGUGGAGAUGGGCGUCAUUUCAUUCCUUUACGAUCUGGCCACCGGCAGUGACACAAAGCUCGCCUUCGCGCCGCUGGCCACCCCCGAGUGCGCCGCCGCCACCGCGGCCGCGCUGGUGCGCUCCCACGCGUCGGCCGCCGCCGCCGGCGCCCUCAUCGGCUGGGGCGCCGCUUGCAACGGCCGUGUCCCCGCCGCCGUCACAUUUGCGCUGCACCGCCGCAUGCUCGUGCUCGUGGCAGUGCUGGCAGAAAUCUGCCGCGCAGCGGCGCCGGGGCGUGCCGGGAUGGAGGCGGUCGCCGCCGCUGUGCGCGUGCCGGGCGCCUGGGCGGUGCUGCUGUUCAUCGUGGACUCGGCGCCGAUGCCGGCGAUUGAUGGCGCCGGCGACGCGCUUCAGCACCUCCGCACACUGUGCCAGGUCGCCACCAAACCGCAAGCCUCUAAAAGCGCCAGCGCGGCCGCGGCGGACUGGGGGCGCGCGGUCGUUGACUGCGCGGGCCUCGCCGCCGACGUGCUGUGCGCGCGCCUGGCAGAGGGCGGGGCGCGCGCCGAUAUUGCAGUGGAGCUCGCGGCAUCCCUCACCGUCGCGAACCCCGCCCAAGCAUCGCGCGCCGCCGUCGCAGACGAGCUCGUCGCGCGCGCACCGCGCUUCUUCCCGCUGCUGCUUGCCGCCGCCCGCCCGCCGGGCGCCCCCCACAGAAUGCAGGUGCUCGUGUGGGGCGUAGCCGCCGAGUGCCUUCAGGGCGCGGUCGACGUGGCGGCCCUCUCGGCCGCCUGCGGCGGGGAGCUAGUCAGGGCCCUGCUGGCUGUUGUCGGGCGGCCGCUAGGCACCGCGGUCGCGCCGGCGCCAGUCCACGCGAUGCGGCUCCUCGCGCCGUCUCGCGCAGCGGUCUGCCUCCACGCCCUCGCCGAACACAACAUGGCCUCGCCGGCGCCGGUGCACGGCCUCAUCGCGGGCGCGCCCGGCGCGGCGGCGGGGCUGGUCGGCGGGCUGCGCGCGGGGCUGACUGUGGCAGAGGCGGAGGGCGAGGACGACCGGGCCCGCUUGAGAGCCGUGGGUUUCGUCGCGGCGGUGUUGGCCACGAUAGGGGUCGUGGGCGUGCAGCAGGUCACCCGUGCGGGCAGCAACAGCGACGGCGCCGUGGGCCGUCGCAGCAGCGACGACGGCGACGACGGCAGGAACGGCAGCGGCAGCAGCAGCAGCGGCGGCAGCUGGUGGGAGUGGCUCGAUUCGCUGGUGCGUCUUGGCGCGCUGCCGCUGGCGGCGCGGGCGCUGGACCUGGCGGGUGUAGAGCCAGACCUCCUGGCCAACAUUGCGCUCGGCGCAGGGGCACUUGUCUACAGCCAGCACCGGCCGAUGCAUCAGCAGCACGGCGGGCGGCCCACGCCGGCCGCCGCGGCGUUGAGGGCGCGGGUGUGGGGAGCGCUGGCGGCAGCGCGCUGCGACAGUGCAUUCGUGAUGAUGGUGCGGCUGGGCGACUUGCAACAGGCGUGCUGGGCGGACGCUGCGGUGACGCCUGGCUUACUUACUGCGUGCGCCGAGGCAAUUGCGGACCCUGACGGCGACACGCCCUCAAACGCACUCCUGGUCAUCUCGCGCGGCGAGGCUUGGGCGCGCUCCCGGUGGGGGGCACGCGGCAGCGAGGGCGGCGACGGGCGCAGCGGCAGCGGCAGCGGCGCCAGCGGCGCGGCCGGCGGCGACCGCUCGGGCGGGCAGGAGGCGAGCGCCGGCAAGGAUGGGGGCAGCGUUGGGGAUGGUUCGUGCGUGUUCAUGAAUGAUCCGGCCGACCACGAGGAGUUUAAUCUUGCGCUGACAGGUGUCGCGAAGAAGCGGUUGGAGGCGAUGCUGCGCAGCGCCGCACUAGGGACGGCGGCCGGCGACCCCGAGGCGGCGGUGGGGGAGGCCGAGGCGCGCGCCGCGCUGCUGUACUUGUGCGGCAGCGAAGCCUGCCUGCUGCAAGAGCUGCGGCGACAGCAGCUGCAGCGGCAGCGGCAGGAGCAACAUCGGCAGCAGCGGCAGCAGCAGCAGCAGCAGCAGCAGCAGCAACAACAGCGACAACACGAGCAGCAGCAGCAGCAGCAGCAGCAGCAGCAGCAGCAGCAGCAGCAUGAGCCUCAGCUGCAGCAGGGGCAGCAGGAGCAGAGGCAGCAGAGGCAGCAGCAGGAGCCGAGGCAGCAGCAGGAGCCGAGGCAGCAGCAGCAGCGCGAGCAGCAGCAGCAGCGUGAGCAGCAGCAGCAGCAGCAGCACAAGCCACAUGAGCAACAAGAGCAACAGGAGCAACUGGAGCAGAAGCAGCAGGAGCGGCACCCACAGAAGCAGCAACAGCAGCCGGCAAGUGCUCGCACAGCAGGUGACGCGCCAGAGCGCCGGCAACGUGCCCGCAGGAGUACAGGUUGCCAGGCAUGCACGUGCGCGGCAUGCGGCAAGGCAGAGGCCGUCGGUGGCGUGCGCCUGCACCUCUGCCGCGGCUGCCGCGCAGCGUGGUUCUGCUCUGACUCGUGCUACAAGGGCUUCUGGCCGGCCCACAAGGUGGCGUGCCGCCAGGAGCAGGCGCGGAGGGCGGCGCAGGAGGCCGCUGCGUCAUAG